Vespa mandarinia (Asian giant hornet) is the source of this 694-nucleotide messenger RNA. It is a transcript of the gene ND-ACP, whose product is annotated as NADH dehydrogenase (ubiquinone) acyl carrier protein. Gene Ontology annotation, cellular component: mitochondrion; respiratory chain complex I. Gene Ontology annotation, molecular function: acyl binding; acyl carrier activity. The record is from RefSeq and is a predicted model, not a curated record. Gene Ontology annotation, biological process: fatty acid biosynthetic process. Lineage: Eukaryota; Metazoa; Arthropoda; Insecta; Hymenoptera; Vespidae.
UUUUAUAUUUGAUCUUUGACUGUAGAUAAAUUUCGUAGAGCCCGGUUAUCUCUCAUUCAUCGAAUAGGAAAAUGGCGUCUUAUACUAUUGCACGUCUUUUAUCGAGAAAUACCGGUGUCUUAAGGAAUUCAGUCGCUCGAUUACAUUUAUGUGGAGUUAGCGGACAACUUACGUGUUAUGAAAAAUUCCUUAAUCGUUCAAGACAAAAUGUCGUACCACAUAUAUCGCAGGAUAUAGAAGAGCUACGAGUCAAGCAGGUGCGCCUCUACAGCUCCAAGCCUCCAUUAACACUCGAUAUAAUUCGUCAGCGGGUGCUUUUAUUACUCAAUUUGUACGAUAAAAUUGAUCCCAAGAAGUUAUGCUUGGAAUCUCAUUUUAUAAAUGACUUGGGCCUUGACUCCUUGGAUCAUGUAGAGGUUAUUAUGGCUGUAGAAGAUGAAUUUGGAUUUGAGAUUCCCGAUAUGGAUGCAGAAAAAUUAUUGACGCCUGGACAUAUAGUGCGUUAUGUUGCAGAUAGAGAGGAUAUUUAUGAGUAAUAGAAUAUAUUUAUGAGAUUACAUUAGUAACUACUCAUCAUUAUUUGUUAGAACAGGUAACAAUCGCAAAAUCUUUUUAUGGUUGCUCGGAGAGUAAUCGAAAUACCUGUUUUUUCUGUAUAUAGGCCAAUGAUCAUUAAAUAAAUAAGAUAAUCUAA